GAGAGGAGGGCAAGCAGAGAAUAUUUUAGAUUUAACACCUCAUUCCUUUCCUGCCUAGGCUAUGGGAACCUGAGCCCCAGCACUGUGGCUGGUCGAAUCUUCUGCAUCUUGUUUGCACUCUUUGGGAUCCCCUUGAACCUUGUACUUCUGAACGAAAUUGGGCAGCUGAUGCUGUUGGGGGUUCAGCAUUGUGCCCAUCACCUAGAGGAGGUGUUUCACUGGCAGAAAAAAGCUUCCCUCCUGAUUAAGACCUCUGCACUGGUAACUGGCUUGUUAUUGUUCCUCCUGCUACCUCCCUUGUUGUUCUCUGACAAAGAAGGCUGGUCUUAUGAAGAAGGUUUCUACUACUCCUUCAUUACUCUCACCACUAUAGGAUUUGGAGAUUAUGUGAUUGGGAUGAACCCAGACCGCACCUAUCCAGGCUGGUACAAGAACGUAAUCUCUCUGUGGAUCCUCUUUGGGAUGGCCUGGCUAGCACUGGUUAUCAAAUUUUGCAUCAACUUUCUAGAAAGUUCCAGUGACUUCUGUCAGUGCAACAAGAGCGGCACAGAGAUGGCAGAAGACUUAAUGGAUGGCAACAAAAAUAACAUGACGGGACUUCAUGAUGUGGAGAUCUGCAAUGACAAAGACACAAAAACAAAAGGAAAGGAUGAAUCUCACACCUACACACCUCCUACAGAAGCACUCUAG
Molecule: messenger RNA, 690 nt
Organism: Phaethon lepturus (White-tailed tropicbird)
Lineage: Eukaryota; Metazoa; Chordata; Aves; Phaethontiformes; Phaethontidae
Product: potassium channel subfamily K member 17-like
Exons: 3
Biological process (GO): stabilization of membrane potential; potassium ion transmembrane transport
Cellular component (GO): membrane
Molecular function (GO): potassium ion leak channel activity
Source: RefSeq, a predicted model, not a curated record